CACUUUUUGUUGUAGCGUGCGUAUUUCCGACGGCGCCUGAAGGCAGCAUGAUUCGGUGGCUGCUGAGCUGAUCUUUGUGCGGUCGCAGUUAGCAACGGACAGCAAACACACAUACACACACAUACACACACAGAGGAGCGCGAGACGGCGGAGGAGCCAGCUUUGGGGCCCGAAAACUCACCCAUACAACGAUUACACUGUGACAGCGACGGCCUUAAAAUGGUCAUCUGGUGAGGUGUACCAAAUCUUUUAGGUGGAGGAGUGGCAGACAGCGCCACCCAGGCGUGCAGAGUGGGACUGCAUCCCGUCUCGCAGUCGACGACCAGCAUCCCGAAGCGCCGCCGCCGCCGCCCGAUGGCCCGCGCGCUCUGAGAGCAGAGAGAGCCGGGACAGAAACCAGAAGCGAGGAGAAAGGAGCCGGGGGGGAGCACGCCCACCGGAGCAGGAAAGGGAGGGCGUUGUUCGGCCGGGAGAGGAGAGGACGCGGGGCGCCACGAUGUCGUCGAACAGGACCCAGAACCCCCACGGACUGAAACAGAUAGGCCUGGACCAGAUAUGGGACGACCUGCGGGCGGGCAUCCAGCAGGUGUACACACGGCAAAGCAUGGCCAAGUCGCGGUACAUGGAACUCUACACACAUGUAUAUAACUACUGUACCAGCGUGCACCAGUCGAGCCAGGGCCGGGGCUCCGUCCCUCCGGCCAAGCCCUCCAAAAAGUCCACCACUCCGGGGGGGGCUCAGUUUGUAGGCCUGGAGCUCUACAAGCGACUCAAAGAGUUCCUGAAGAACUAUCUGACCAGCCUGCUCAAGGAUGGCGAGGAUCUGAUGGACGAGUGCGUGUUGAAGUUUUACACCCAGCAGUGGGAGGACUACCGCUUCUCCAGCAAGGUCCUCAACGGGAUCUGCGCCUACCUCAACCGCCACUGGGUCAGACGAGAGUGUGACGAGGGACGCAAAGGAAUCUACGAGAUCUACUCGCUGGCACUUGUGACCUGGAGGGAGUGUUUAUUCCGACCCCUCAACAAACAGGUAACAAACGCUGUGCUGAAGCUGAUAGAGCGAGAGAGGAAUGGGGAGACCAUUAACACCAGACUGAUCAGCGGUGUGGUCCAGUCCUAUGAUGAGAUAACGACUGUAUGUUUGUGUCUAUUUCCUGAGGCGGAGGCUCGUCUGCUGGAGGAGCAGCGGCGUGUGCAGGUCUACCUCCACGAAUCCACUCAGGACGAGCUGGCCAGGAAGUGUGAGCAAGUGCUCAUAGAGAAACAUCUGGAGAUCUUCCACACCGAGUUUCAGAACCUCCUGGAUGCCGACAAGAAUGAAGACCUGGGCCGGAUGUACAACCUGGUGUCGCGGAUCACAGACGGUCUCGGGGAACUGAAGAAACUUCUAGAGACUCACAUCCACAACCAGGGCCUGGCCGCCAUCGAGAAGUGUGGAGAGGCCGCGCUCAACGACCCCAAAGUAUACGUCCAGACCACCCUGGACGUCCAUAAGAAGUACAACGCCUUGGUCAUGUCCGCCUUCAACAACGACGCCGGCUUCGUGGCAGCGCUCGAUAAGGCAUGUGGUCGCUUCAUCAACAACAACGCCGUCACCAGGAUGGCUCAGUCGUCCAGCAAAUCCCCCGAGCUGCUGGCCAGAUACUGCGAUUCUUUACUGAAGAAGAGCUCUAAAAACCCGGAGGAGGCAGAGUUGGAGGACACACUCAACCAAGUGAUGGUUGUGUUCAAAUACAUCGAGGACAAAGAUGUUUUCCAGAAGUUUUAUGCGAAGAUGCUGGCCAAGCGUCUGGUCCACCAGAACAGCGCCAGCGACGACGCCGAGGCCAGCAUGAUCUCCAAACUCAAGCAAGCGUGCGGCUUUGAGUACACGUCCAAACUGCAGCGCAUGUUCCAGGACAUCGGAGUCAGUAAAGACCUGAACGAGCAGUUCAAGAAACACCUGACCAACUCGGAGCCUCUGGACUUGGACUUCAGUAUCCAGGUUCUCAGCUCUGGGUCUUGGCCUUUCCAGCAGUCCUGCACCUUCGCUCUGCCCUCCGAGCUGGAGCGAAGCUACCAGCGAUUCACCGCGUUUUACGCCAGCAGACACAGCGGCAGGAAGCUGACUUGGCUCUAUCACCUGUCCAAAGGAGAGCUGGUCACCAACUGCUUCAAGAACAGGUACACGCUGCAGGCCUCAACCUUCCAGAUGGCCAUCCUGCUGCAGUACAACACGGAGGACAGCUACACCGUCCAGCAGCUCACUGACAGCACGCAGAUCAAAACGGUGAGCAACAUGAAAAAACACACACUCACUCUGAUGAAGCUUAAAGACUUCAGGAGAUUUAAAUAA
Etheostoma cragini (Arkansas darter) is the source of this 2335-nucleotide messenger RNA. Its product is annotated as cullin-1. Bases 497 to 2335 code for a protein of 612 amino acids. Gene Ontology annotation, biological process: protein ubiquitination; SCF-dependent proteasomal ubiquitin-dependent protein catabolic process. NCBI's taxonomy places the organism in Eukaryota, Metazoa, Chordata, Actinopteri, Perciformes, Percidae. The record is from RefSeq and is a predicted model, not a curated record. The transcript has 18 exons. Gene Ontology annotation, molecular function: ubiquitin protein ligase binding. Gene Ontology annotation, cellular component: SCF ubiquitin ligase complex.